This is a messenger RNA of Cryptomeria japonica (Japanese cedar), 1488 nucleotides long. RefSeq lists its product as uncharacterized. The record is from RefSeq and is a predicted model, not a curated record. NCBI's taxonomy places the organism in Eukaryota, Viridiplantae, Streptophyta, Pinopsida, Cupressales, Cupressaceae. Bases 248 to 1162 code for a protein of 304 amino acids. The transcript is spliced from 11 exons.
AUCUGUAGACUAUCUGGUUGAGAUCACCAUAUUUAAACGUAGAAAAUAAUUUUCGCUUCCAUUAGAGAGUGAAAGCGAUAAGAAAACAGAAGGUAUAACUUCACUCGUUGAGCAAAAUUUUAUUCCUCAAAUCUAAAAGUGAGUUUACUGCAUCAUACAACCAAGUCGAAUAAAUUUUCCUUCUAACUGGAUUGAAGUUAUCAAGAGCACACGUUCAUAUUCUGCUCUGCUCUUUUGACCUCUGAAAAUGGCUACGCUCACCAUCACACGAUUUUGCAAACCUGGAGAGGUCAGAAUAAUGGCACAAAAUGAUAAAGCUUUGCUCUGCAGUUCUUUUAAAGGGCAUCAAGAUUAUGGCUGUGGAUUAUCCAGAAAGAAUCACUCAAUCAAAAGCAGAGUUCCAAUGCCACAACCUAUCCAUCUGAAUGUGGCGUGGAAAAAGAAUCAUGUUUUAAAAGCUAGAUGCCAGUCAGCAGAUACAGUCACAAUUGACAAUGCAACAGUGCUUGUUGUUGGUGGAGGUGGAGUGGGAAUGGAAGUGGUCCGCCAGCUGGGAAAAGCAGGUUCUUGGGUUACUGUUUUUCAGAGAACUGAAAAAUUUCGUAAGGAAAUUGAAGGUUUGGGAGCUAUGCUUGCCAUUGGUGAUGUUCUGGACCCUCCAAGCAUUGAAAAGGCAUUCAGAUCAAAUUCUUUUGAUGCUGUAGUCUGUACAGUUGGUGGAGGAACAAAGGAGCCAAAAGUAGACAAGGAUGGACCUAUUAAUCUUAUAAAUGCAUCAAAAAGUGCUGGAGUAAAAAGAUUUAUCUUGGUUUCAAGUAUUGGAGUUGGUGAUAGUGUGCAAGCUAUUGACAAAAAGACAUUUGAAACACUAAAAAUAGUUCUGGAAGCUAAGGAGGUUGCAGAAGAAGCUUUGACGUCAAGUGGAUUAAUUUACACAAUUAUCCGACCUGGAGGCUUGCUGAAUACUCCUCCGACAGGGAAAGGUAUAUUAUUAGAGGAUCCCAGUAUAGCUGGAUUGAUUUCAAGGAGUGAUGUAGCUUCACUGAUAGUUCCAGUUAUCUUUGAUAAGGAGACCGAGAUGAAAACUUUUUCUGCAAUUGACUCUGAAAAGCGCUUUCCACCACCAACCUUAGAAGGUACCAAGGAGAAUACAGAUAACUAAUAUUCAGAGAAUCAAGUCACCUUCCUAGUUGGAUUCUCAUCCUCCUAUUAAUUAUUUUAAUGAACAAUCAAAAUUUUGACGUCUUUGUAAAACCAAGAGUCAUUUCAGAAAUCCGCCUUAGAUACAAUGGGAAUCUAAUCCUUUAAUUACUUAUCUCAAUCUAUUAUACACUUCAAUAUCUUUUACAAACAAUAAUUAGAAGAAUAAUAGUUCUAGAAUUAGAAUUUUUUUAAUAAUUCACAGUUUUUUUGUUUUUAUUAUUUAUUUAAUUUUUUAUGUUUUUAAAGUUUGCAAAGUUAGAUUUGAAAUCUUUCAAGUUCUAGAUU